Xiphias gladius (swordfish) is the source of this 1913-nucleotide messenger RNA. RefSeq lists its product as uncharacterized. The coding region runs from base 97 to 861 and encodes 254 amino acids. The record is from RefSeq and is a predicted model, not a curated record. NCBI's taxonomy places the organism in Eukaryota, Metazoa, Chordata, Actinopteri, Istiophoriformes, Xiphiidae. Gene Ontology annotation, molecular function: DNA binding. The transcript has 5 exons.
UUCAUCUACAGUGCGUACUGUGGUGGUAAUGUACCUUUGGGCUGCCAACCGCCCAUGAAUCCGUAGUAGAAGAAGCAGUAGUUCUCUCUGGGAAACAUGGACAGUGAUCAGCAAUCAAAAGCUCAUGUAUCUAUCCAGAGGGGGUUGUCCAUUCCUCCUCUGCAAAAAUGCAACAGUUGCUGCUCUCCAGGCAAAUUCCACUGUCCGUUUUGUUCACCAGCCUUUUUCAAACCCACUAAGCGCUCCAGAGUUAGACUUCAUUUGGAUAAUCAUCUGAGAAGAGCAUUUUAUGUUGGAGAGUACACGAUCCACAGAUGCGGACUGGAGUGCAGGAAACAGCCACAUUACCACUGUUUAUACUGCACGGCCACAGUGAUGAGGAAAAGAGAUUUCACCAAUCACCUACCAUUUUGCCACCAGGCCCAACAGCGGAGGGCGCAAAAAGUAUCCCAACUACAGCCAGCCAUGACACAAACUAAAGGACUGAGUGCUCCACCGCUGACCCCGGGAGAGAGUGACACCCCUUCAUAUGACAUAGAGAGCGAUGACGUCAGUGAUAACAUCACCAUCAUCCCAGAUUCGGAUGACCACAGCAGCCAAGGAGCGAGCAGCAGCCAGCUAGUGUCUCCCAUCAUCCCCAAGUCAAACGAAUGUGACAGUGUGGGGAAGAGGAAGAGGAGUAUGGAGCCACACUCUUCUAAAUGUCACCAAACUGUACAGACAAACAUUGAAAAACCACAAGACUGCGAUGAAUACUACUUCAUGAACCUUGUGAAACUGUUUAAGAAGUUGUCCCCUCAGAAAAAGGCAGAAGUCAGGAUGAAAAUCGAGAGACUUCUCUUUGAAGCCGAGUUUGACUAGAAAAGGGUGUACACACAAAAACAAAAUUAGUUUUUUGUUUACAAGCUCUGGUGAAGCAUUGUUAAUACUCACUCAGCUGAGAUGCCUCAUUGCCUUCUGGGGCCCGUUUCCCCAAAUUUGCAACAUACGAGCAGCGAUCUACAACAUGGCAUACUGUCCUCUCUCGUUCACUUGAAAUCAUUGUAUUAAUCAAAACACACACAAAUGUGCGCAAAAACAGUAGGACUCACAAAUUUGUCUGCAAUUUGUUAGCAACAAUCGUUUGUGAAACAUGAUGGUGCCACCAUAUGAGACUUGCCUGUAAGCAGUGCUCGAAAACCGCCUUUGCUAAAUGGGCUCCCGGUUUGUUUAAGUUACAUAUAUGUCAGACUUUUUUUUAAGUGCAACUUACUGUUAUACUGACCGAACAAGAAAUGAGGAUCUACUCCAGAUCUUAUGAAUAUUCGUUUGUUUCUUGUGCUGCUAACGUCCGCUUUUUUCUUAAACUCAAAAUACCUAAAACCACAGAAUGAAUUCAGUAUUUCCUUUUUAUGGAGCACUAAUCUGUACUGAAACACCCGUCAUGUUUCAGAGUAGUUAUAAAUGCUGUGUAUAAAAAGAAACAGUUGUUCAUAAUAAUUAACACAUUAUGUUAAGACCUGUACUUUUGAUACAAGACAGAGAGAUGUACUGUGUGGUUCAUAAAGAAUCGCCAAAUAUUUAUGCAGUGAAAACUGCUCAGCCUACCUCACAGAUGCACAGCCGGAGAAAUAAUCUCAGAGCUGGACACUAAUAAUACAGUGUGUCAUAAAUAGACAAAACAAAAUUAAGCUAAUAUUUGUUAAACCUCUGUUAUGGAUUGUUUUUUAUUUUUUAAUUUUUUAAAAUUCAAAUAAAGCACCUGCAUGUACUGGCCUUCAACCAUGUUUUUGUAUUUUUUUAGUUUUAAAUGCAGAUUUUUCUUUUUCAUAGCCUUUUUGGUUAAGAUAGCUGUGUUGUUGUGUUGCUCAACUUGUGUGUAUGUGGGUGUUCAGUUUCUGUGUGGUGAGACAGAGACGUGAAACUUCUGUAUA